Messenger RNA from Durusdinium trenchii, 2267 nucleotides. Lineage: Eukaryota; Dinophyceae; Suessiales; Symbiodiniaceae. The record is from the annotation of a GenBank genome assembly.
AAAUCAUCCGUCAAGGCAUUUCCAAGCAUUUCCAAGUUAGGAAUUGCCCUGAGCCAUGUCCUCCCAAUGAUUUUUUCAUGGUCUAUUUCGCUUUCCAUCCCUUCUAUCAAGGAUAGCCUUCAAGGCCAGCCAAAAGCCUUCGGGUGCUUCCUCACAGCACUUUUCGAGUGAGUGGUGGAUGCCGGGAUGCCGGCGAAACAUGUGACAGAUUUCACCAAAGAACUAGCAGACCUCAUGGAAGACAAAAUCGCUUCUAUCCAGGAGUAUUUGGACCAGGGGAAGGCCGCAUCUCGCAUGGAGCUGGCCAAAUUUGUAUGGAGCACAGCAAAAAGGAUUUGGAAAAUCAUCAACCCCCAGGAUGAUGAAAAGCGCAAGAUGGCUUGGGAAGAAGCCAAGGGCAUGCUCAAGGAGCUCGUCGACUUUGAGCUGUUCAACGUCAGCCAAUUCUACGAGCCAUGUGUAAAACAUGCCUUGGAGCCCAAGAUUGCAGAGGUCUGCACAAAUUACCAGUACUUCAUUUUGACAGGGCAUGUGCGCACCAAGCACACCCCUCCAAAGCUUCUUGGUGAGACCGAUGAACUUCUUUGUGUGGACAAGCCACCGAUGUUUACCUGUAAUUAUGGUGGUUAUGGCAGGCUUCCACCUCGAACAAAGGUUCAAACGUCAACUCAAUUGCUCAAUUGCGAUAAGACAACCAUCCAAAUCCACGAGUAUUUGGCAUUGAAGUUUGAGUAUGAAACAGCAAUUGGCACAAAGGAAUUUUGGAAGCAGGAAGAUGAGAACUGGGUGCAACCUUGUGGUUGUGGAAAAUGUGAGUCGUGUGCUUGCAUGCAAGCAGGAUGCUGCAAUCGAUUGGACAAAGAAACGUCUGGCGUCAUGGUGGCUGCCAAGACUCGCAGAGGUUUCCCUGAGAUUCGCAAGCAAUUCAGUAGUGAACACAGCCUGGAAGAAGGCGGAACGGAGAAGUUCUACUUUGCUUUGGUUCGAGGUCAGGUGAAGAUACCAACCACAAGAGUUGAAAAAGGAUCUGACUGGAUUCAUGGGCCUGACGGACCUCCAUCAAACCGGCGAGGCCGCAUUGAGAUCGCAAUCCAGUUCGACAACACGAGAUGGAAAGCGUACCCUUGCAAGGCUGAUGAGGGGAAUGAGAAAGAUUGGCAAAAGACCAAUCAACCACGAGGAGAUCAAGAUGAAAGCUGCGAACAAGGCGAGUCUGGAGGUCGUCGACUAUAUGCUUUGACCUUCUAUGAUCCAAUCGCCUGGUUUAGCUCCGGGAAAGAGAAGUACACACUACUUCGCUUGCAAAUCAUCACUGGUCGUACACAUCAAAUCAGAUUCCACUGUGCUGAAAUUGGCCAUCCUUUGGUGGCCGAUGACCUCUAUGGUGCCCCACAAUCUGAGCGUGACUGGGCCAAGAGAAUGUUCCUGCACUCGUACCAGACGAAGUUCCUUGAGCCUUUCUCGGACAAAUGGUAUCAGGUCGUGUCGCCACUGCCACAAGACCUUGGGAACUUGCUUUCAGAGUUGCACCUGGAUAGAGUAAAGGAGGGGUGCCCACUCUUCUUGUCAAGAAGAACACACUUGCAACUGAAGAAGAUUUUUAAGCAAUAUGACUCAGGCCUAAAGUUGCUUCAAGUGCACCAAGCCCCAAAGAAUGCACAAGCUAUCUUAGAGAUGAAGACUGCCGGGCUCAAUGGGUCCGGCUCUCAUGAAUCCAAUGGGGCAUCAAGUUCGAAGCCCAACGAGCCGGACGAAUGGGGAGGUCGUGCCGAUUGGCAGUCCCAAAGCGAAAGCUGGAAGUGGGAGGACUCCCGAAAUGGCAACGGUGGGGCUCCGAAAUCCAAUUCUUGGUGGAGGACUGACACCAAUUCCGCAAACACUGUGGGUGUGAGCAACACGGAUGAAGAUGAGGAUGAUGAGUGUUGGGGAACGUGGCGGCCGAUACCAAAAGCGACGCCAGUGCCAGAGCCAGAACCAAAGAGGCCGCGCAUGGAAGUUGCUGCCGCGGAGCCUGCCAACGUGGCCCCAAUACCUCGAACUCCCGAAUUUCCAGUGCCGGAGCCGGCUCCAGCAGUGUGGCAACGAAGGGAGUCCACACGCCAACCUGGAAUUUUCUAUUACCUCAAUGUCGUAACAAUGGAGACCUUAGUUGAGCCACCACCUCCUUGGGAGAAGAAGCAAUCUCGACGAGAUCCCAGCAUUUUCUACUAUUGGAAUCCCCUCACGGGCCAGACCUCCGUGGAGAAGCCGGAGAUUUGAACAAAAAA